Molecule: messenger RNA, 2280 nt
Organism: Lodderomyces orthopsilosis Co 90-125
Lineage: Eukaryota; Fungi; Ascomycota; Pichiomycetes; Serinales; Debaryomycetaceae
Gene: ABZ1
Product: 4-amino-4-deoxychorismate synthase
Exons: 1
Coding region: 1-2280 (759 amino acids)
Biological process (GO): L-tryptophan biosynthetic process
Source: RefSeq, a predicted model, not a curated record
AUGAUUCUUCUAAUAGACUCAUAUGAUUCAUUCACUAAUAAUUUAGCUCAAUUGAUCAAAGAUACGACCAGUCAAGAGGUAAUUAUUGUUCACAAUGACGCAUUUCAACCUAAUGAAUACGAAUCAUUUUACACCCAAAUCAAACAGUUUUUUCAGUAUAUAGUAGUAGGACCCGGGCCAGGGCACCCAUCUAACGCACAAGAUGUUGGAAUAAUAAGUUGGUUGCUACGCAGAAUUGCCGAUGACGCCGUUGAUAUUCCAAUUUUGGGAAUAUGUUUAGGGUUUCAGAGCAUCUGUCACGAAUUCGGAAACAAGGUUGACAGGUUAAAGCAAGUCAAGCAUGGACAAAUCUACGAUAUUUAUCCUAUUGGAGAAAACAAGUUGUUCUCCGGUGUGAGCAAAUUUCCCAGUGUGAGAUAUCACUCGUUGUUUGUCGAUGUAAAAACAUUAAAUGAAGAGAUAGAACCUUUAGCCUACUGUGUUGAGCAGGACAGAUAUGGCGUGAAUGAUGUCCGAAUAUUGAUGGCAAUGAAGCAUAGAAAUCACCCAUUCUAUGGUGUACAAUACCAUCCUGAGUCAAUUUGCUCCGAAAGUGGAAAACAGUUGAUUCUCAAUUUUUCCAAAAUUGCUGAUGAGUGUAAUUCAGUUAACAGAAAGUGUUUGCCAACUUUAGAGGUUGGAGAGUUUAAAGGUCUUAGUAAUCAUGAAAUUCAUGAGAUAAGUUUAGUAGACGAAAAUGCACAGACCUGCCAACUCGACAACAUCAAUUUUGAGAAAAUCAAUAUGCCAGAGAACAUAGCUGCCAUUGAUGUUUGUGACCACUUUUAUCAAAAGGAGAACGAAGCCAACUUUGUCUUGAUGAAUUCUGCCUCCAUCCCAGGCGAAUGGUCGAUAAUUGGAUUUCCCAUCCCUGGUGAAAGUGAUGUGAUUACUCAUUCGAUUGAUAACAUGGAUCAGAUUCUGUUGUCAAAGUAUCAAUCCGAUGAGAAGGAGAAAAUCAGGGUUGAUGGGCAUGAUGGUGCUUGGAAAUACGUUGCAAAUGCAAUGCAAAAACAGUACAUUCCAAGAAAUGUAAUUAAACUGAGGAUACAAGACUAUCCUGAUAGGGAGAUUCCAUUCUUUGCCGGAUACAUGGGUCUAGUUUCAUAUGAAGAGGGCCAACACUUGGUGUUUGAAAAGAUCACACCGGUUUGUGAUGAUACACCAGACCUCAAACUUGUAUAUAUUAAACGGUCUGUGAUUUUCGAUCACGUAACUAAAGAGUGGUUUAUUAUAUCGAUAAAUGAUACUUCAAAUUGGACAUCUACAAUGGCCAUUGAGUUGAAAAAUGUGACGCCUAUAAACAUUGACAACAUUCCAUUCAGUGUCAAAAAUCUUGCUCUACAAAAGGAUGCGGGUUCCAUCAAGUUUGAAUUGCCAUCACAUGACAUUUAUAAGGAGCAAUUUGCUAAAUGCCAAGAGUAUUUGCACUCAGGUAACUCCUACGAAUUGUGUUUGACAACCCAGCUGAAGAUAUAUCUUCCUUCGUAUAUCAAUGCGUGGGAUAUAUACAAAGUCCUCACACUUCGAAAGAACCCGUCUCCAUUUUCCUGCUUUAUUGACUUUGAUGAUUGCUGUUUACUUUCAUCAUCUCCAGAGAGGUUUCUUUCUUGGAAAGAUCAUGGUGCUGACAAAAUUGUAGAGUUGAGGCCAAUAAAGGGCACUGUGAGGAAUACUCCUGAUGUUGAUAUCACCAAAGCCACGGAAAUCCUCAAAACACCUAAAGAAAUGGGGGAAAACUUGAUGAUUGUUGACUUGAUAAGACAUGAUUUGUAUCAGUUUACGGAUAAUGUGAAGGUGUCACAAUUGAUGGCAGUAGAGGAAUAUAAAACUGUUUUUCAACUAGUCAGUGUUAUACAAGGUAUUCUUGAUAAACAAAGAGGAUUUCAUGGAAUCGACAUUUUGCAUAGGUCUCUACCUCCAGGUUCGAUGACAGGUGCACCAAAAAAGAGAUCCGUACAAUUGUUACAAGAUAUUGAAAGUAUGCAAAAUAAUUCCUUCCCCGGAGGUAGAAGAGGUAUAUACAGUGGUGUUGUAGGAUACUGGUCAAUCACUGAUGAUUCAGAUUGGAGUGUCAUUAUCAGAUCUGUUUUCCAUUACAAACGAGAUUUUGAAAAUACAAAAGAGAUUAGUCUCUGGCGGAUUGGUGCUGGAGGUGCUAUAACUGUAUUGAGUGAAGAAGUUGGAGAGUGGGAUGAAAUGAACUUGAAGUUAACUAGCGCUUUACUGGCUUUUAAAUAG